Molecule: messenger RNA, 744 nt
Organism: Centrocercus urophasianus (Greater sage-grouse)
Lineage: Eukaryota; Metazoa; Chordata; Aves; Galliformes; Phasianidae
Gene: CLDN16
Product: claudin 16
Exons: 5
Coding region: 1-744 (247 amino acids)
Biological process (GO): bicellular tight junction assembly; cell adhesion
Cellular component (GO): bicellular tight junction; plasma membrane
Molecular function (GO): structural molecule activity
Source: RefSeq, a predicted model, not a curated record
AUGCCGCUGGAUGUACCAACACCUGCUGGGAUGAGGUUUUUCCUCCAGUAUGCUGGCUGUUUUUUUGCUUUUUUCUCUACUGGCUUUUUGAUAGCAUCUACCUGGACAGACUGCUGGAUGGUGAACGCUGACGAUUCCCUGGAGGUGAGUACAAAAUGCCGUGGUCUGUGGUGGGAAUGUGUCACAAAUGUUUUUGAUGGGAUCCAAACAUGUGAUGAGUACGACUCCAUCUUCGCUGAGCACCCUGUGAAGCUGGUGCUGACCCGAGCCAUGAUGAUCACAGCAGACAUACUGGCAGGAUUUGGAUUUCUCUUCCUUGUCCUGGGUCUGGACUGUGUGAAAUUCCUUCCAGAUGAGCCACUUAUCAAGCUGCGCAUCUGCCUGGUGUCUGGAGUUACCUUGCUCAUUGCAGGUCUCCCAGGCAUCACGGGAUCAAUGUGGUAUGCCAUUGAUGUCUACGUGGAGCGCACCUCUUUGGUCUUCCACAACGUCUUUCUGGGCAUCCAGUACAAGUUUGGCUGGUCGUGCUGGCUCGGCAUGGCGGGAUCACUGGGCUGCUUCUUAUCUGGGUCUCUGCUCACCUGCUGCAUGUACCUCUUCAGAGAGACCACCUCUGGAAGGCUCCAUUCUGCAUACUCCUUGAGGAAAGGCUAUUCCUCUGCUGGGACGAUUGUAACUAACGUGCACUUGCCGUCCUCACAAACAGCAACUGCCAAAAUGUAUGCCAUGGACACAAGAGUGUGA